AUGGCUGACCCACUCUCAAUCGCAUCGGGGAUUGCGGGGUUGCUUUCGCUUGGUAUUCAAGUCACCCAAUCCUUAGUCGAGUUUUACACCACAUACAAAAACCAGGACAACGAUGUGGCAAAGGUUACCCAGAAUCUCGAUAAUCUUCAAAAUCUCUUUCGAGCCCUUGAUGCUGCAGUAGAGGAGCGCCGAACACAAGCCAACACGCAAGAUCUACUCCAAGAAAUCGAGAAGGCGGUACUCAAAUGCGAGGAAAUCAUCAUCGAGCUACGGAGCGAGUGUGACAGAUUCAACAAAGACUCAAAUGUCGGUUUAAAGGAUCUCAUCAAGGUGACCGGACGUCGCGCCGCCUAUCCAUUUCGGAAAAGUACCCUGCAGAAACUCGAAGAAGACGUGGGCGAAAUACGUGAAAACCUGUCAUUCGGACUCAAUGUCCUGCAGCUUAAAAGCCAGACCCAGAUCCAAGCUGAUUUAUCGGAUAUCAAAUCACUCGUCGAGCGAACAAAUGCUAGUCAAAUCUCCUUUACAAUCCGUUGCUGGCUUAUGGCGCCAGAUGCAUCUCUCAACCACAACACCGCAUGUGCCAAAUCUCAUCCAAAGACGGGUCUAUGGUUCGUUAACGGCUACCAAUUUCGGACUUGGCUGAAGGAACCCAGUUCCUUUCUAUGGCUGAACGGGUUCGCGGGAUGUGGCAAGUCGGUUCUCUGCUCAACUACAAUCCAGAAUACAUUUCAUGAGAUGAAGGAUGAACACGCAGUCGGAAUCGCGUUUUUCUACUUUUCCUUCACUGAUCAGACAAAGCAAGAUGAUAAUGGUAUGCUACGGACACUGCUACUACAGCUAUCGGCACAGCUCCCAGACGGCGAAAAAGAUCUGGAGCAGCUGUAUAUGUUGAAUAAAUCUGGGUCUCCUUCAGUGGACAAGCUACUUGCCUUACUUCGAAGUUUCCUUGAGCGAUUCCGUGAUACUUAUAUUCUACUCGAUGCACUAGACGAGAGCCCUCGAGAUUGUCAAAGAGAGGGAGUUUUAAAAGCUAUACAGGUGAUACGUGACUGGUUGAUGCCUGGCGUCCAUCUGUUGGUGACCAGUCGUAACGAGCUCGAUAUUCGCGAGUCGUUAAAACCUUCCUGUAGUCAGGAUGUUCCGCUCAGGAAUCCUGAAGUGGAUAGAGACAUCGCAGAUUUUGUCUCCUAUCAGCUUGAGAACGAUGCGAAGGUUCAGAAGUGGAAAUCACGUCACGAGGAGAUCAAGAACAAGAUGGCAACUGAUGCGCAAGGAGUAUUCAGAUACGUUGAAUGUCAGUUCAACGCCUUUCGGCGGGUGCGAAAUCGGAACCAGCUUGACCACUGCCUGCGCACAUUGCCCCGUGAUCUGGAUGAAACGUACGAGCGAAUACUGUGCAGUAUUGCGGAUGAAUAUGUCGAGGACGUCCGGCGGGUUUUGACAUUGCUUUGCUUCUCCACUCGACCACUCACUAUCAAUGAGCUUAUCGACGCUCACGCAGUUGAUCUAAAUGAUCCACCCCAGCUCGAUCGUGACGGUCGUUUAUAUGAGCAGGAUGACAUUAUCGAUGUUUGUGUUGGGCUUGUUGAGGUCGUGGCCACGGAAAACUACGAAGGACGAACUACUCCGACCGUGCGUAUAGCGCAUUUUUCUGUUCAGGAGUACCUCCUGUCAGACCGGCUCAUUCAACAAAAAUCAAGAAUGUUUGCAAUGAAAAGUGCGCCCGCAAAUUCAGAGAUAGCUCAAAUAUGCCUGGUCUACCUUCUGGAGCCAACUCUCUCUGAAGGGGUCUUUGAUGAAGGAAAGCUCACGGAGUUUCCAUUUGCUUCCUUCGCAGCUAGCUAUUGGUUUCAUCAUUAUAAAAAUUCAGAGGAGGAGGAAGCAAUUGGAAACCUAGCAUCGAAGCUUUUCAAAGACAAGACGAAGGCUUUUGUUUCGUGGGUUCGCUUGCAUAACAUGGACGUUGGAAAAAUACGGGGUUCGUAUGGUCCUGCUGUUGAUAUAGCAACACCUGUGUACUAUGCGGCGUUGUUGGGGCUAGACUUUGUCCUAAAUAGCAUCCUACCUGCAGGUUCAGAGUUAUCUGAAACCGUGAACAUCCAAGGUGGGUAUUGGGGAUAUGCGCUCCAAGCCGCCUCAUUUAAUGGCCAUGAGAAAGCGGUGCAGAUACUAUUGGAUAGAGGUGCCGAUAUCAACAUCCAAUAUGGAAAUUGGGGCAAUGCACUACAUGCCGCAUCAUUUAAUGGCCAUGAGAAGGUGGUUCAGGUACUAUUAGAUGGAGGUGCCGAUGUUAACAUCCAACAUGAAUAUUGGGGCAAUAUACUCCAGGCCGCUUCACUUAAUGGUCAUGAGAAGGUGGUGCAGACACUAUUGGAUAGAGGUGUCAAUGUUAAUGUCCAAGGUGGAAACUGGACUAAUGCACUCCAGGCUGCAUCAGUCAGUGGUCAUGAGAAAGUGGUGCAGAUACUAUUGGAUGCUGGUGCCGAUGUUAAUAUGCAAGAUGGAUAUUGGGGUAGUGCACUCCAGGCUGCUUCACUUAAUGGCCAUGACAAGGUUGCACAGAUACUAUUGAACGGAGGUGCCGAUAUCAACGCCGAAGGCAAAUAUUGGGGAAAUGCACUCCGGGCUGCUUCAAUUAAUGGCCAUGAGAAGGUGGUGGAGAUACUAUUGAAUGGAGGUGCUGAUGUCAACACCCAACAUGAAUAUUGGGGGAAUGCCCUCUACGCCGCUUCAUUGAAAGGCCACAAAAAGGUAGUGCGGAUUCUGUUAGAUGAAGGCGCCGAUGUCAACUUCGAAGAUAAAAAUUGGGGUAAUGCACUCCAGGCUGCAUCAAGUGAAGGCCACGAAAAUGUGGUGCAAAUACUAUUGGAUGCUGGUGCCGACGCCAACGCGCAAAAUGGUGAAUUAGGUCUUUAG
Molecule: messenger RNA, 2919 nt
Organism: Penicillium malachiteum
Lineage: Eukaryota; Fungi; Ascomycota; Eurotiomycetes; Eurotiales; Aspergillaceae
Product: NACHT nucleoside triphosphatase
Exons: 2
Coding region: 1-2919 (972 amino acids)
Molecular function (GO): protein binding
Source: RefSeq, a predicted model, not a curated record